UUUCUUCCCUUGCCCAUUUCUGCAGUUAGUAUAGAGAGAAAUCAGACACUGGCAAUGACAGACAAAAUCAGAAUAAAAAAGAAAAUAAAUGAUAAUAGCAACACGUGCGCAAAGGCUGCUUUCCUCCAUUCAGUCCUGCGUGGAGCAGCAGACGCACACGUGUAGCGCAGACUCUCAGAUUAUAGUGCGGUUAGGAGCUGAAUGCUUGGAUUUUAUUAAUGGUGUCUCAGGAAAACUUCACAGAGGCUUCAUAGCGAGCUGAAACAAAAAGAGAGAGAAAGGAGAGAGAGAGAGAGAGAGAGAGAGAGAGAGAGAGAGAGGAGGUUGCGGCAACCUCUGCCAUAGGUGUUCAAAUGUCUCCCCUGUUUUGAUUUAGAGCUCCGUCCACAGACACAUCUGCCCGCAUUCAAAGACAAAGUUUAUUUAACGUAUCACUUUCACCGUGAAAUAUAGAACAAAACUGCGGAUAGUCUGAUUUACAGAGGGAUGGAGGCAUGGCCAGAUGAAAGUCUGAAGUGUAGGCGUGAACUAAAAGCGCUCUAAAACAUGCCAUCGCGUAACUUUUAAAGACAGCAAACCUCGUUCCAGAGAGCCGUAGUCAAAAUGUGUGCAGAAAUAAUUCACAACUCGGACAAAAAGUAAAACCCCCCUCCACGCCAUCUGUGGCAUUACUGGGAAAGCAAAACACACAACACUAUUCUAGAGCAGGCUAUACGCAGCUAUGGCUGUGCACAACGCAGGCAGCCAUCCUGUAAAUAUUUCCGAGCAGAAAAACAUAACAGCGGAGCGAACACUCAAUUGUUUUCCCUGCUUAUCUCUCUCGGACAGUAUCCUGCUUUUUUGAAGGCAGGGCUUUCGGUGACACACAGCUUCCUUCUCACAACCUCCUCAACAGUGGUGACUUCACUUCCCAAAUUUAGAGGACAGAAAAAACUCCAAUCCCGUAAAAGUGUCUCUUUCUCUCCGCCACAUACCGGGGACUGGGAUUAAUUCAGGAGCGUGUCAUGUUUGGGAUAUUGUCGGGGUCCGCUGAAAAUUGCGCAAAAUGGACGGAACUAUUAAGGAGGCGCUAUCAGUGGUGAGUGAAGACCAGUCCCUAUUUGAGCCUCCGUACGCUGCUGCUGCCCCUCUCCCCAAGACAGACAUGACUGCAUCUGGCACACAGGACUAUGGCCAAACCCACAAAAUCAACCCCCUGCCCCCACAGCAGGAGUGGAUCAACCAACCUGUUCGGGUCAACGUCAAGCGAGAAUACGAGCACAUGAACGGAUCCAGCAGGGAGUCUCCGGUGGACUGCAGUGUGGGUAAAUGUAACAAGCUGGUGGGGGGUAAUGACACCUCUCAGAUGACCUAUGGAAGCUACAUGGAUGAGAAGAACGCUCCUCCACCCAACAUGACCACCAAUGAGCGGAGGGUCAUCGUACCUGCAGACCCGUCCCUGUGGUCCCAGGACCAUGUGCGCCAGUGGCUAGAAUGGGCCAUCAAGGAGUACGGCCUGCUAGAGAUCGACACGGCACUGUUUCAAAACACAGACGGCAAAUCGCUCUGCAAGAUGAGCAAGGACGACUUCCUCCGACUCACCACCAUGUACAAUGCAGAAGUGCUUCUCUCUCAUCUCAAUUACCUCAGGGAAAGUAGCUCAUCAUUAUCCUACAAUACACCAUCUCACACGGAUCCAUCACCGCGCCUUGCUGCCAAAGAGGACCCUUCAUACGAUGCUGUGCGGCGGACAGGAUGGUCCAACAACAUGCACAGCGGCAAAGGCUCACCAGUGGUUACCCAGAAUGUGACCAAGUCCACUGAGCAGCCGCGAGCUCAGCCAGAUCCGUACCAGAUUCUGGGUCCCACCAGUAGUCGCCUUGCCAAUCCAGGGUCGGGUCAGAUCCAGCUCUGGCAGUUCCUGCUGGAGCUCCUGUCCGACAGCGCCAACGCCGGCUGCAUCACUUGGGAGGGCACCAACGGAGAGUUCAAGAUGACCGAUCCGGACGAGGUGGCGCGGCGCUGGGGCGAGCGCAAGAGCAAGCCCAACAUGAACUACGACAAGCUGAGCCGGGCGCUGCGCUACUACUACGACAAGAACAUCAUGACCAAGGUGCACGGCAAGCGCUACGCCUACAAGUUCGACUUCCACGGCAUCGCUCAGGCGCUGCAGCCGCACCCCAGCGAGUCCUCCAUGUACAAGUACCCCUCAGAACUAGCCUACGUGCCUUCCUAUCACGCCCACCAGCAGAAGGUCAACUUUGUGUCCCCGCAUCCUCCAUCCAUGCCAGUCACCUCUUCCAACUUCUUUGGACCCACUACUCAGUACUGGAGCUCGCCCACUGCAGGGAUCUACCCCAACCCAAACGUGCCCCGCCACCCUAACACUCACGUCCCGUCCCACCUGGGCAGUUAUUACUGAGACGACCCUUUCUGACCACGCAGCACCCUUGAAAACCUCCCGGUUCCUCCAAAGAAAAUUGCUGACCUGCACUCCCAGUGAUGCCAAACCGAUGAAGACUGAAUUUAAAGAGGCAUUUUGUCCUCUGAGGAAAUUUUUUGCUCCUGAAUGAAGGAUGAUAUAAUUGAAGGACUUUUUUUUUUUUUUGUAAGAUUUUAUAAGCAACUGGAUGCUAUCGUCCAAAAUGGAAUACUACUUAUCUUUACAAGACUAGAAACUGUUGAUGUUGAGUUUCCUGUGUUUUCUCCCCUCCCCCAUUUUCUUGAAAGCUGUACCUACAAGGCAGUGGGUUUUCCCAUCUGAAACAUUCCCAGAGAGAAGUCAGAGUCUAUCUGUGUCCUCGUCCUGCUCCAGAACCAGACAUGGGCCCAUUCCUUAUGGGUCUCAAUCUACAUCCCUCUCAGUACAUUAUGUGCUUUAAGCUUUUUGCUUUUUCCACCCAUCUGCAGCUUUGUUGGGGUUUUGUAUUCCCAAAUCAUCUAGCCUUCUGUUUCCACUGUGUCUGUCUGUUCAUUUUUGCAUAUUUCUAUGUGUGUCGAAGAGUCUUCUGGAAUUCGCUCGACAGCGAGGGGCUCUCAAUGAGAAGGACUCUUCUCAGCACUGAAUGAAAAUUGGCAACUGGAAAAUGCCAUUCGAUAUGCCAUUUUAAUUUAUCCUCCAAACUGGAAGGCUAGAGAAGAGUUGAAUAACGCAGAAGGAAGCGCUGUAUGUUUAGCUGACCUGGGUCAACUCAGGUUUCUGUGCGUCGUGGACGGAGUUCAGGAAGGUGACGUGUGUGUGUGUGUGUGUGUGUGUGUGUGUGUACAGUCGGCUUAAUUGUGCCACGGAAGCUGAGUCAAGAUGAAAUUGCAGUAAUUUGCAAUCAUAAUUCAUUCCAGGUCAGAUGUUUUCAGUGGGCCACACACCAGAGUUUUAAAUGUUUGCCAUGUUGUUGCCUUCCGGCUGUGAUGCCAUUUCCAGAUGUUUUGUUGCUCGACCAUGUCAGUAUUAAUGUGAAUGUCUUGUGGUUUGUGAAACACGUGUUGAAGGGAUAACUUUAAAGCAAAAUCAAAAUUUGUCAGAUGUUUUAAUUAAGAAAAACAUAAACCGUUCAGAAUUGUUUCCUUCGCAAUUAAGAUCAUGACUGUAAAAACACGAAAGCCUCUUUUUCAGAUGUGAUCAAGCCGACAUGUAGAUUUGACCUUCCAUCAAGUCGUGCUCGAUGCUUUUUUUGGCUUUUUUUUCUGGCUUCACUGUUCAUUUAGUUUUAAUAUGUGUUGUUGUGACAAUCCAAGCCCUCAUCCCGAAGGACUUACUGCCGAGCUUUAACUGCUGACUUACAGGCAAGUCGUCAUGAACUAUAUAUUGGUGCAUCUAAAAAAAAAAAAAAAAAAAAAGAUCCAAAUUGGAAAAAAAAAAAAAAAAAAAAAAUUCUUUAAUUCACACAACUUCCAUAUAUUGUAGACAAAACAUAUUAUACCAAAAAUGAAUUAUUCCAAAUAUUUUUAUUCAUUUGAUUACAUUUUCUCACUGCAAAUUUACUUUAAAUCAGAUUCAGGUUCAUGUUAUGAGCUCAGAAAUAACUUUUUUUUUAUAUGCACCUGUAUAAUAUUUCACAAAGAUCUGACAAUUUUUGAUUUUGGAGUGCACUCUGACGAUAGCGGCUGCCAUGAUGUGUCUCUUUCCUCUUUGUAGGCCAGUCAGGACCGUACAGGUCAGCACAGGAGAGCCACUCCACAGCGAGUCUCUUCACUUAGACAGCCAAGUUGCAUUUGUACCAGGGGCUGGAUCCUAAUUUGAGAGCAGCAUGUGUGGUUGAAUGUUAGUUUCUCACUGAUCUUGAAGCCCAGCGAAAAUGCACACAAAUCUCAAAUCAGGAUUUCAUCACCAGCAUGAAACAGCAUGUCAAAAACAUAUCCAUCUUCAGGUGUUCAGAGCUGUUUGAAUCAGAAGCAUUCCUUCAGAGUAACUGAGAAUGAACACUUGAAUAUAAAUUACUUGGGACCAAGUAGUUUGACAGAGAACAAAACCAAUGAAGGAUGAUGAGAUGAGAAAAAAAAAAAAAAAACAGAGAAAUCCUCAGAUUCGCAAACGCUGUGCGUUUGUCAGACCUAUUUUUUAUUAUUUUA
This is a messenger RNA of Salarias fasciatus (jewelled blenny), 4548 nucleotides long. It is a transcript of the gene fli1, whose product is annotated as Fli-1 proto-oncogene, ETS transcription factor. The transcript is spliced from 9 exons. Gene Ontology annotation, molecular function: DNA-binding transcription factor activity, RNA polymerase II-specific; sequence-specific DNA binding. The record is from RefSeq and is a predicted model, not a curated record. Gene Ontology annotation, biological process: cell differentiation; regulation of transcription by RNA polymerase II. The coding region runs from base 1046 to 2401 and encodes 451 amino acids. Lineage: Eukaryota; Metazoa; Chordata; Actinopteri; Blenniiformes; Blenniidae. Gene Ontology annotation, cellular component: nucleus.